This is a messenger RNA of Melanaphis sacchari, 1142 nucleotides long. RefSeq lists its product as uncharacterized. The record is from RefSeq and is a predicted model, not a curated record. The transcript is spliced from 7 exons. Bases 129 to 1109 code for a protein of 326 amino acids. NCBI's taxonomy places the organism in Eukaryota, Metazoa, Arthropoda, Insecta, Hemiptera, Aphididae.
GCUGUUAAUAUUUUUCGACGCUCAUCGUCCGCAGAUACAUACAAAUCUUUCAGACUCUCCAACUUUUCAAAUCAAGCCCGAACUACAAUAUUUUAUACGUACAAAAAUAGUAACAAUAGUUCAAUAAAAUGUCCGUCAAUGCAACAAUGAGCGAAGGUGAUUUACGGUUAGAUUCGCCGGAGUUCGACUUGAUGUGUUUGGAUCGUGUCAAAACCGAAAUACCCGUGAUCGGUUUGGGUUGCAAAUACUUCACGAAGCUCGUUGCCAGUCUUAAGGAGUCCUCUGCUGUCGUUGACUGGAGUCUGAAUAAAGCUACAAUUGGCGUGGAUCACGUUGUCAGAUUUCCGUACGUUAAAGAUCAGUUGUUAGCCAUUGACCGUUUGCUGUGUUCGUCGUUGGACUUAACCGAACUCUCAUUACCCGUGUUGACUAGAACACCACAAGAAAUGUACGAUGGAAGUAUAAGAUACGUGAUUGAAAUAGUAACACCAUUUACCAAUUGGAUUGAUUUGGAGCUUUUGCCUUCAACGGAAUAUUAUGUCAAUCAAUAUUUGCCGGAAUUGGAUCCUGAUCAAAAAAUAAAGCUCAUAAAUAGUGAAAAGGGUCCAAGAGCAUGUCAAUUAUCCAUGACGCUUGCUCGUCGCAUCAAACAACACGCUUACGCCGAACCAAAAUAUUUGGGAAGCCUGAUGUACAGUUUAUAUGGAGAAUCAAUUUUGCUGACGAAAAUAUUUGUUUUUGAACCAAAGUUGUUGCCAAAGACGUUUCGACAGAUCUGGAAGAAACUCGGCGAUGGUGCUACACCAGUUGAGGUAGCUAAUAGCUUAUUGUUAGUGGAAAUGGGCUGUCUACGAAUCAAAGAAGGCGUAUCUUCACUUGUUAAGAUGAUAGAAAUCACCGAACAAAUGGCCAAAUACUACAUUGAAAUGUUUUUACGAUAUGUAUACGAAAAAAAAAAUCAUGUGGUCAAUAACCUAUCGUGUGUAGUACAACCUGAAACGAAAAAUCAGGAAAAAAACAUAGAAAACAUGUCUCAGCAUAAAAACGUGGAAACUAAAACAAUAAAUGAGAAUACAAAUGGCGAUGAACAUUCAACAUCUAAAAACUAAAUAGAUUAAAACAGCUUAAUAGUAAACUUAACA